Soboliphyme baturini is the source of this 387-nucleotide messenger RNA. The record is from the annotation of a GenBank genome assembly. NCBI's taxonomy places the organism in Eukaryota, Metazoa, Nematoda, Enoplea, Dioctophymatida, Soboliphymatidae.
GGUGGCAUCGAAAUUUGUUCUUUUUCGCUUUAUAUGUCAUUUCAUGUAGUGUUCUUGUUGUAGAUAUGUGGAUGAUCAUGUUAAAGAUUUUGUUGAAAGACUGCGACAGGCGGUCGCGAUCGAGAGCGUCUCGGCUCUUCCGGAAAAGCGUCCCGAACAGACGCGCAUGGUGGAGUUCGUGAAGAAUCAUCUGGAACAACUCGGAGCUUCAUGCGAAAUGUGCUAUCCAGGAAUCCAAACGAUGGACGACGGCUCAAAAGUGCCGAUCGCGCCUAUUCUUUUCGGCAACUUGGGUAACGACAAAAAGAAAAAAACCGUCUGUAUAUACGGGCAUUUGGAUGUACAACCAGCAUCAAAGGUAAUCAGUAAUCAAAUUUAUCUAUAAUC